This is a messenger RNA of Kluyveromyces lactis, 3024 nucleotides long. It is a transcript of the gene RGT1, whose product is annotated as Rgt1p. The coding region runs from base 1 to 3024 and encodes 1007 amino acids. The record is from RefSeq and is a predicted model, not a curated record. NCBI's taxonomy places the organism in Eukaryota, Fungi, Ascomycota, Saccharomycetes, Saccharomycetales, Saccharomycetaceae. The transcript has a single exon. Gene Ontology annotation, cellular component: nucleus. Gene Ontology annotation, molecular function: DNA-binding transcription factor activity, RNA polymerase II-specific; zinc ion binding.
AUGCUAAGCGCAUUAAUUCAAAAUGGAAUGUCAAAGUCUGGCGAUCCAACAGAUGUGGAAAACAAUACUACAAACGGAUCGUCAAGUACCACGGACAAUGCCAAUGAUGUCGGAAGAGGUGUUAACACUGAAAAUAACUCCAAAUUGGAAAAUGACAGCUCGAAUGCAGCGACGAUAACUACAUCGAAACAGGACCCAUCUGCUGUAGAUGAAGCAACGACUCCGAGGUCGAUCAAUACAGGAGCUUCUACAGUACCUGAGCCUGAUAAUACAAGAAGAGAUUCUGUUAGCAGCAAUGUGUCAACGGCGACAACAGAAUCGAGAAGAAGAUCUAAGGUGAGCAGAGCUUGUGACCAAUGUCGAAAGAAGAAAAUUAAAUGUGACUUUAUUGAGGGGCACGAUAUAAACCCAGAUCAGAGCUGCACUGGUUGUCGCAAAAUUGGUGAAAAAUGCAGUUUCGAAAGAAUUCCGCUGAAAAGAGGACCGUCCAAAGGGUAUACUAGAUCAAAUAGCCAAAGCAGAGAAAGACGAGGCUCUCAGCGACGCAGAUCUUCUUCUGAAGUCUCUCAGAAGGGCAAGAAACCUUCUGUUAGUAAUCCUGUGAAUGCAGUUAACGAAUCAAAAUCAGAAGUGGAUGCUUCCUUACACCCAGGUCAAUCUGCUACAUCGACGACGAACGUAUCAUUACAUCCAUUGUUACAGUACUUACCAGGAAUGAACCAUUCUGCAGUGUCUGCUUCAUCUCCUUCAGCUUUGCAACAACCUUUUUGGAAAGUUCCUUAUCACGAGUACCAGAACCAGCGAAGGCCAUCGCUUGAUUCAUUGGCUAGUGAUUCUUCACAAAAACCCGGUGGUAAAACAAAUCAACAACAGCCACUUCCGUCGCAAUCACAACCACAGUCGUUACAAAAUAUCGGUAACUCAAGGUCAAACACUGGGCCAUUACCUACGCAGGACACUUUCCGCAACCAGAGGUACUACUAUCAACCGUCACAAGAUUCGGUGUCCGAAGCAGGCUCAGAUAACAGAAGAGGAUCAUCUGCCAUCCCACCACUCCUUAACCCGGCCAUUCAGCUUCAACAGCAGCAGUAUUCUUACUCACAAUUUGCCAUAGCGCAGCAGCAGCAGCAGCAGCAACAACAACAACAACAACAACAAUUGCAAUUACAACAACAUCUACAACAACAACAUCAGUUACAACAACAGCAAUCCCUUCAUUCGCCCCAAGCCAACACUAUGAAUGCUAGUACAGGUAUAUCGAAUGGAGGAUUUGUGCCAUAUUCAGGGAAUAAGGGACUUCCUUCAGGUGGUCACGUUCUAGAGAGAACGGAUAGUGUUGCUAGUGAUGCAAUGUCGUUAAAUGCCUCCCCGAAUAUUUACACUGCAGAGGUAGAAUCGGCUCCAGCGUCACCUGUUCAAAAGAAGAGAAAGAGAUCAAAUAGAUCAAGUACAUCAAAAAAAGGGAAAUCUACCCAACAGAACCUGCCUGCUACUACUCCUACUUUGAUUAACUACGGUCAGAUCGCUGAUGCCCAAUUAAUUGACACAUACUAUGCAUAUAUCCAUUUGAGGUUCCCUAUUAUUCCUAUCAAUAAAGACACUUUAACUAAUGAUCUAUUACUCGUCAAUACCCAACCAAUUUCCGAAUUACAUGAAUUAAACAACUACAUCUUACUUUGGUUCAGAAAUUCAUUGGAACUACUUAUUCGCAUCUGUUUAAAAGACAAAGAAUCAGAAGAAAUAUUGUAUCAACAAUCAACGUUUGUCAGUGCUAUCAAUGAAUGUUUCCAGAAAAUUGUGGAUAUUCAUCCAAGGUUUAGAGACUUGGAAACCCAAAUUGAUGAGAAAAUUGCUACGAUAUAUCUUGUUACAUUCAUUAUCCUCAAUUGUACUUUGGCUUUAGUCAGCUAUAACAACUCUUUCGUCCUUGGAAUGUCGGUAAUUAUUUUCAAUGAAUUAAAGCUCUGGAAAAAUUUUAUCUUCGGCAAUUGGAAUACUGUUACUGGUCACGAUAAGAUCUGUUUGCGAUUGUAUUUUGAAUUGAAUACAUUUGACUCUUUACAAUCUUGUUCUUUCGGUGUGCCCAAAUUAAUGAAUUUGAAGCUUGACGAAACGACUGCAUCAAAGCUAUUUUAUGACGAAGUAUCAAAUGAUGGUACCGGCCAGGAAACGGAUAAAUGGAACGUUGACGAGGAUCCAGAAAGAAUUCGAAUUAUAGUUGAUAAUAUGGAGUUAGGCUAUUUCCUAUCAAGACUAUGCCAAGCCAGAAGAUCGUCUUUCGAGAAACCUCUACCUCUUGUCGGUGAACAUAACGAAAAUAAAACUAUACCAGGCCUAUUCCGUGCAUUCCUUUCAAUUAAAAGACAAUUCACUGACACUUUACUUGACUUACCAGAUGCUGAGGGGAAGCUACCAGAAAUGACACCAGAGCUUGUCACGAGACUAAGCAAUAUGAUUUGUGAUUUGACCACAACCAUUCAUGACUUACUAAAACUAAAUGUCGAGGUCAACCCCACUAAUUGUUUAGAGUUGUUCCCCGACAAUUCUAUGCAAACGGUAGACGAAUCUUCGGCACACAAUUCAGCAGCACAAUCAUCAGAUCCGUCGAAUAUUGAAGUUGGGACCGUAUCACCCUACGUUAUCGCAAUAUACAAAGAUCUAUUUAACGUUGUUGAAUUGAUUAAGAACAUGCCAACCUCGUUAAUUGGAUGCGUUAUGGGUACACAGGCUCCAAACUUCGAUUCACAGCCACUAGUACUACAACUAUCUCAAUGCAUGAACAACAUGCUACAGAUAACAACCUUUACUAGCAGUUUGAGCCCUUUCAAGAUAUUUAAACAUGAACUGAAUGCUCAAUCCAAAAACAAAACCAUAGAUGCAGUACCAUUGUGGAAACAGAAAAUGAAAAGUUCUUUAGCACCUCUCCAAACGGCAAUAACACCACAAGAAAUAAUGAUGGCCCAGUUCAUAGACAUUGCAUGGUGCAUUGCAGACACUGAAGAACUAGGAUGGUUUAAUCAGUAA